Prunus mume (Japanese apricot) is the source of this 2043-nucleotide messenger RNA. It is a transcript of the gene GH3.9, whose product is annotated as putative indole-3-acetic acid-amido synthetase GH3.9. Gene Ontology annotation, cellular component: cytoplasm. The record is from RefSeq and is a predicted model, not a curated record. Lineage: Eukaryota; Viridiplantae; Streptophyta; Magnoliopsida; Rosales; Rosaceae. Gene Ontology annotation, molecular function: acid-amino acid ligase activity.
CUCUAGUUUCUUCUGCUUCCUUGAUUAUAAUUAAUUACUAACAGCAUGGAUGGGAAGAAACUAGAGUACAAAGGUGAGGAGGCAUUGAAGGAGAUUGAGAGGCUCACAGCCAAGGCUGAUAAAGUUCAGUUCAAAUUUCUAAAAGAGAUCUUAACACGAAAUUCGAAAACCGAGUAUUUGAGUAAGUACAUGAAGGGAUCAAAAGAUGUAUCAGCUUUUAAGCAAUGUGUCCCAGUCAUUACUUACAAGGCCAUUCAGCCUUACAUCCAAAGAAUUGCUAAUGGUGAAGACUCUUCUCUCAUUACUGGCCACCCAAUAACUGAAAUGUUAUGCAGCUCAGGAACUUCAGGCAGAAAGCCUAAGAUGAUGCCAUCGAUCGCAGAAGAUCUGGAUCGUCGAACCUUUCUAUAUAAUCUCAUUAUGCCAAUUAUGAACCAGUAUGUCCCUGGUCUAGACGAGGGCAAGGCUAUGUUCCUCUACUUUGUGAAGGCAGAAAUGUCAACACCUUGUGGUUUGCCAGCUCGAACGGUGCUUACCAGCUACUACAAGAGCAGCCACUUCAAGUGCCGGGGGCUCGACCCUUUCAACAAUGGCACAAGCCCUGACCAGACCAUUCUUUGCAAUGAUAGCAACCAAAGCAUGUAUUGCCAGCUCUUAUCAGGCCUUGUCCACCGCCACCACGUCCUGCGGCUCGGGGCCGUCUUUGCAUCCGCUUUCCUACGAGCGAUUUCGUUCCUUGAACGUAAUUGGGUCAAUUUUUGCAAUGACAUACGUACUGGACAAUUAGACCCUUUUAUCACAGACCCCGAAUGCCGUUUAUCGAUGGCUCCCCUGCUUUCUCUGCCUAAUGCUAGUUUAGCUGAUGAGAUUAAGGACAUUUGUAGCCAAACAUCGUGGAAGGGAAUUCUGUGCCAGCUUUGGCCUAAAGCCAAGUACAUUGAGGCUGUGGUCACGGGGUCCAUGGCACAAUAUAUACCGGCUUUAGAGUACUAUAGCGAUGGAAAACUUCCCUUAGUUUGCACCAUGUAUGCUUCCUCAGAGUGCUACUUUGGUGUCAACUUGGAGCCCCUCUGUGACCCUGCCGACGUGGCGUUUACCCUUUUGCCCAAUAUGGGAUAUUUUGAAUUCAUACCAUUGGGAGAGAACGGGACACGGCUCAUGGACAUAGAUGAGGACGAGGAGGUGCGUAAUGAUAAGCUUGUUGAUUUGGUGCAAGUGAGGCUUGGCUGCUAUUAUGAAUUGGUGGUUACCACUUUCGCUGGAUUAUAUCGUUAUCGAAUUGGUGAUGUGCUCCAAGUGACUGGAUUUCACAACGAAGCGCCACAAUUUAGGUUCAUUUGUAGGAGGAAUGUUGUUCUCAGCAUCGACAAUGACAAAACCAAUGAAGAGGACUUGCACAAAAGCAUAAGUGUAGCCAAAAAAUUGCUAGAGCCCUUCAAUGCUUUGCUUGUGGAGUACACUAGCUAUGCGGACACGUCACAUUUGCCCGGUCACUACGUCUUGUAUUGGGAGAUCAUACACCAUGGAUCAUCAGUGGUGGAUUUGGACUCUUCAACACUUGAUGUGGAUAAGGUGCUCCAAGAAUGCUGCAUUGCAGUGGAAGAGGAGCUUGAUUACAUCUACCGUCGAUGCCGCGCACACGACAAGUCGGUGGGCCCGCUUGAGAUACGUGUGGUGGAGCCUGGCACGUUUGAGGAAUUAAUGGACUAUUUCAUUAGCCAAGGGGGUUCAAUCAACCAGUACAAAACUCCAAGGUGCAUCAAGUCUAAUAAGGCGCUUAAGCUGCUUGAUUCUAAUGUCAAGGCCUGUUUCUUUAGUCCAAGGGAUCCAAAGUGGAUCCCUUAAUUAUAGGGAUACAUUACAACUCUUUUUGUUACUCUUCAUUUCCCUGCUACUCAACUAACAAAGGCAGUGCAAUAAGAUUUAAAUAUGCAUCUGCCAUCUCAUUCUGCAGAGGAUAUAAAAUAAUUAUGCACCUUAAUUAAUUUGAUGUUUGUAUCAUCAUUUUAAUUCUACGAAGGAAAAAAAAACAAGUAUGCUCAA